CUCCGAUCAUUCGCCGGCGAGAGCUCGGCCCGAGUACUUCAAGGAGAGAUUUUCAUUUCCCACGGCACCGAGCUCACCACGCGGUAACCAUCGAGUGUUUAUCGUGACAAUUAAAAUGAACUUGAUGAAUUUCACAUACGAAAGUAAAUCAUUGUGACGAAAUCCCGCCCCCUCGCGUUUUUCCUAUAUUUUACUGCAAUUGAUUUUCACUGAAAAUAAAUUUGCUGAAAAUUUUUAAUUGACUGUUUUAUCAGUGACAUAUUAGUGAAAAUUGUGCAUUGUGAUAUUAAAUCGGCGAGAAAUUGUGGACACGACGAAUUAUUCUCAUUGGAUAUUAAAUUCUUUGUGAGGUGAAAAUUCAAUUGCAGAAGUAAAAAAUAAAUGAAUAAAUAAAAAUUCAUCAAGUUGAGGGUCAAGGUUUCCCAUGCGGUGGUUUCCCAUGAGGUUUUGGAACGACGAGAUCACGUACCGUCACUCUUUGAGAAUCAGAGAAAGUGAAGAGGCCCGGUUUUGUAUAUACACAGUAAGAGGAACAGUAGAAGGAGUUGUGGCGCCUCUCUGGUAUCCCAACAAGUGAGAGAGGUACCUUCUACCCUGGCUGAAGAAACGUGACGUACAGCCGAUCCAUUACGAGGAAUUCCGCGCCUGGGCAAUUCUUAGCCAGUUGGAUAUUACAAGAGGCCUUUUUCAUCUUCACACUUGACUCUGUGAAAACGACUUGUGGCUAGUCGUUUAUUCCCUGACGCUUUGUGAUUCCAAUAGUUUUUCUUUUUUCAUUGGUUUGAGGUGUAUUAACUGAGGGGGAUGAGUACAUCUGGUUGGUGGGGUUGACCACAGGGAUCAUCAGAACAACGUUGAUUGCAUAUCCAACUGUUGUCAUUACUUUCAGUCGAGAGAGGGAGGAAAAAAGUAGCCGAGAUAAGUGAGAAAACAAAAUUUUCAUGCAUCUCCGAAAAAUGAGGAUAUAAAUGAUGAUAAUUAAAUGAAUGAAGAAAAAUUACUCGGAAAAUAAAAAGAAUCGUUUAGCGAUAAAUCAGAGAAUAUUGACGGGGAAUUUGUUGGAUUCUUCGUUGAGAGAGAUAAGGAAUUGAAUAAUAAAAAAUUGACGAGGGGACGGGGGAACUCCAGGGAAUGCGGUUGGGGGAUGGAUGAGGAAGUUGUAAUUUAACCUCGACGACGCGCAUCACAUGCAGCAUUUCCUCCCACAUUUUUUUUUCAUCUCCCCUCCACGUCCAAGAUAAUUAUAAAGCGGUUUUUGUGACUUGAACGGUUUCAUGUGAAUGUGGUGAUUUUUUAAAAGUGAAGGUUUUUAUUGUGAAUCUAUUGACAAUGUGCUUUGAGGGGACAAAUAACACCUGAAUCACUCCUGGUGAGAUGACGAAUGUUAACAGGAUCCGGGUGGUCGUUCUCGGCGGCCCGAGAGUUGGAAAAUCUGCUGUUGUAGUUCGAUACUUAACAAGACGAUACAUCGGGGAAUACAGUUCAACCAGUGAUUUUCUCUAUCGUCACAGUGUUACCAUUGACAAUGUCACAACAGAGGUGGAGAUACUGGAUACCUCCAGGUGCGAGGAGAAUGGCUGUUUGUACUCACACAUACGGUGGGGUGAGGCAUUCGUCAUCGUCUACAGUGUGACUUGCAAACGCAGCUUUCAAGAGGCACGAGGACUUCUCAAACAGCUGGCUGAUCUUCGUUUACCAUCGUACUUCACUGCCCUUUUACUCGGCAACAAACGAGACCUCGAUCAUGCACGAGAGGUGUGUGUAGACGAGGGUCAACAGCUGUCUCUAGCUCACGGAUGUCAAUUCUACGAGGUGAGUGCAGCCGAAAGCCCUGCGGGUGCAGCCCUAGCCUUUCAAGCCCUAUUGCGUGAGGCGCGAUCAGUUCAACUACUUCGAGCCCUGCCAAUAAGACGAAAACUCGGUGUCCACUCAGUAUCGCGAGUACUAGGCACAAUAUUUGGUAAGAACACGACGAAAGACAGAAAGAAGAGGCCAUCGUUGAGCAUAUGACGCCUCCUGUGCGCCCUCCUACUCGGAGGACGUGACGAACCCGAGAAACGCACUAAUGUCAUUGUUCUCAGCAGCAAUGUCUACGCGAAUCGUUGAAUAAGAUUAUUUUUCCCCCGAGGAUCGAAAGUCCUCGGGUUGUGGUACAGGUGGUUCGUUACGCCUCAGCCCUCACUCCUCUCGGGUGGAAGGAUUCCGAGGUGUAGGCUCUCCUCAUGGAGUUUGGACUUGACUCCAUGCUGGAGAAAUUGUCAAAUUAAUGCGGAGGUCGCACGAGAGUCAGUUGAAAGUCGAGAUGAAGACUACUGGGACCUGAAUUGCGAUGAGAUGUGCAAUUGAUGGUGAAGGACUGGUGUUCUUCAACAGUGAAACCUUUUGUGAAAUUGUAAUUGAAUUGAAUCAGUUGUCAAGUGGUGCGAAUUCGAUUUCUCCCAUAACUUUGAAAUGUUGAAAGACAUUUUUUUUUUGUUGAAAAUUAAACUGAUGCAUGGAAUUUUUAUGCAUUAAAUAAUGGUGUACGAGCACUCAAUGAAUGGUAGAAAAUACCUCUUGCCUCCGAAAAUGAAGAAUGAUGAAAAAGUAACAGACAAUCAACAUUUUCAUUGACCACUUUUCACUCGAUGUGUACAUACCAAGUAGGAGAAAAUUUAAUUAAAAAUUCCAUGAGAAAUUAUUAAAGACGAUCGAAUGAGAUGAAAAAUGGAAAAUUUUCAAAGUGCCAUUUCACCCAGUAACAGGCAAAUUGAAUUCUAAAUGCCUCGAAAGAAAUGAAAAACUAAAGGGCAAUAAAAAAAGAAAAUUAUUAAAAUGCCAUUUCAUCAUUGACAUGCUCCUCUUUGAAAAAACAGGUAAUGAUUUCGUGGCAAUUAUGUGAUAUCCUUUCAACAUCCUCAUACCCCAAUAAUGUAAAAAAUUCCACUCUCAUUCCAAUUAAUCAGAAAAAUCGUAUACAAUUUUGUAUUCAUUACAAACUGUCAUGUAGCUUUUUACCCAUUGGAAUUAAUGUUUUUAAACUCGCCCAUCCACUGCCAUUCAUUUUACUUAAUUUUUCCUGCCCAAUGUAAAAACAAACGAAAGAAAAAAAAUGUCCAACGUGUCCGGAUGCCUGGAGAAAACGGUACGAAGAGGCAUCGUCAAUUCACUUUCCAAAAUUUUAUAUAUGCAACAGUGGGAGAAGAAAGAAGAUGUAUCCACGUUUCACUUAAUGCUUAAAUUAAUUGUUACUCGAUGACGUUGUCUCGGUGGUGAUUAAACCAUCAGUGUCCCGAGUGAAUGAGGUAUGUUCCUAAGUCGAUUAUUUUUAAUG
Messenger RNA from Diachasmimorpha longicaudata, 3313 nucleotides. Its product is annotated as ras-related and estrogen-regulated growth inhibitor-like. Gene Ontology annotation, molecular function: GTP binding; GTPase activity. The transcript has 6 exons. Lineage: Eukaryota; Metazoa; Arthropoda; Insecta; Hymenoptera; Braconidae. The record is from RefSeq and is a predicted model, not a curated record. Bases 1375 to 2010 code for a protein of 211 amino acids.